UUUCCUCUUCAACAAUCAUUGGUCAUUGGGCGAAUUAUCCUAUUCAACACUCAUUGCCUUCCAUCUUUCUCUCUCCUUCGAUUCCUGCGACACAUUCCGUUCUCCACUUUUUCUCUCGCACCUUCCUUCCACAACCUUCACCUCAUCGCGUUCAUACAUCACUUUCAAUCUUGCCAAGGUACUUCCUUUUCCUCGCCCCAGAUUUUGUAUUUGCGUCACAAACGUUUCCCCAACUGGGUUUUCCACGAGCUGCUUUGACGGGCCAAACGUUAUCGAAAUUGAUGGUGUGAUGGGUCUCUAGUAAGGGAAUAGUUUGAAUUGAAGAGCUUGGCGUUGGUGGAUGAUUGGUUGUGGGGGACUGUUUGGGGUUCUUAUGAAGAGUUCUGGAACUACUGAGUUGAAUGCUUUCUACCCCAUUAGACCAGAAUGCCAAGCAGAUGUUCCCGCCCCUCGUUUUAAACCAAGGGCUGGCAAAACUCUAAGUCAAAGAAGAUGGCUAGCAUCAUUCUCUGCAGAUGGUCACUUGGAUAUUGCAAAAGUCCUACGACGAAUUCAGCGAGGGGGUGUCCAUCCUUCAAUCAAAGGGGAAGUGUGGGAGUUCUUGCUAGGUUGCUAUGAUCCUAAUAGUUCACUUGAAGAACGGAAUGAGCUCAAGCAACGCAGGAGGGGGCAGUAUGAUAUGUGGAAAGCUGAAUGUCAAAGGAUGGUCCCAGUCAUUGGUUCUGGAAAAUUUAUUACUACACCCCUCAUUGAUGACGAUGGUCAGAUAAUAGAUCCUUCUUUGGUAACUGUCCAGACUUUAGACAAGAAAGUUUUGCAGUGGUUGCAGUUAUUACAUCAGAUCGGCCUGGAUGUUGUUCGAACAGAUCGGGCACUUGUCUUUUAUGAGAGUGAAGAUAAUCAAGCAAAACUUUGGGAUGUGCUAUCAGUUUAUGCUUGGUUGGACAAUGAUAUUGGUUAUGUACAAGGAAUGAAUGAUAUUUGCUCACCUAUAAUUAUUCUUAUUGAGAAUGAAGCAGAUUGCUACUGGUGCUUUGACCGUGCAAUGCGAAGGAUGAGAGAGAACUUCAGGUGCAGUGCAAGUUCAAUGGGGGUCCAAUCUCAGUUAGCUACACUCUCACAGAUAAUAAAAACAGUUGAUCCUAAGCUUCAUCAUCACCUUGAGGAUUUAGAUGGAGGAGAGUAUCUCUUUGCAUUUCGCAUGCUUAUGGUUCUUUUCCGAAGAGAAUUUUCUUUUGCAGAUACUUUAUACCUUUGGGAGUUGAUGUGGGGCAUGGAAUACAACCCAAAUAUCUUCAUAAAUUAUGAGGAUCCAGAUUCUAAAACAAAAGAUCCCUCACCAGCAAACGACAAAGUUUUGAAGCAAUAUGGAAAAUUUGAGAGAAAAAAUGUGAAGACUGGCCAUACAGAGGAACAUAGUGCACUGGCUGUUUUUCUUGUUGCAAGCGUUCUUGAGAUCAAGAAUAGACGGAUUUUGAACGAAGCCAAGGGUGUUGAUGACGUUGUCAAGAUCUUAGGUGACAUCACCUCAAAUCUUGAUGCUAAAAAGGCAUGCACUGAAGCACUGAAAAUUCAGAAAAAAUACCUGAGCAAGGCCAAGAAGUGAUGACAGAGAUAAGAAUAGAUCAUCAUCAUGCAACUAUAUGAUGGUUUCUAUGGUUACACGAUCUUCUGAGGUUUUACUUGCUCUUCACAGACCAUUAUUUUCUUUCAUUUUUUUCUUCUCUCAGUGGUGGCAUGCAAGUUCCCUGCUUUGCCCAUUUCUAAUCAUAUGCUUUGAAAAUGUUGCAAGGUAUAGAGAACAAGAAAACCUCAACUUUAGAUACAAAAUUCAUUUAUUUGGUUUAUUUGUUGAAAUGAAGUUUGAAUUUAGGAUAUGAUGUAAAUUAUUUAAAUUCUCUACAGCUAGGUCAAUUUUAGUGAGUUGUAUAUUAUAAUUUUGUUUUUGUUAAA
Molecule: messenger RNA, 1953 nt
Organism: Vigna unguiculata (cowpea)
Lineage: Eukaryota; Viridiplantae; Streptophyta; Magnoliopsida; Fabales; Fabaceae
Product: Ypt/Rab-GAP domain of gyp1p superfamily protein
Biological process (GO): activation of GTPase activity
Molecular function (GO): GTPase activator activity
Source: RefSeq, a predicted model, not a curated record